AUGGGUUUUGUUCAAAGUGUCUGUGACUAUUCUUUGUUUGUUUUGUCUAAAUCAGAUGUUUUUGUUGUCUUACUUGUGUAUGUGGAUGAUAUAGUCAUUACAGGGAAUGAUAAGUCUGCUACUGAAAAUGUUAAGAAUAGUUUGAGAGAAAAUUUUCUUAUUAAAGAUCUUGGAUUGCUUAGAUAUUUCUUAGGCAUUGAAGUUUUAUAUUCUGAUGGUAAUAUUUGUUUGUCUCAGAGAAAAUAUUGUCUUGAGUUGUUGAAUGAAUUUGGCUAUUUGGGUUGUAAACCAGUUACAACACCAAUUGAGCAGAGUUUUUUGGUCACUAAUAAGUGUAAAAAUGAUCAAAAAAUUUUAGAGAAUGUUAAUGGUUUUCAGAGGUUGAUUGGAAAACUGAUAUAUUUAUCAUUAACUAGACCAGAUAUCAGUUAUGAUGUUCAAUUUCUAAGUCAGUUUAUGCACAGUCCGUGUCAGUCUCAUCUUGAUAUUGCUUUACGGUUGUUGAGAUACUUGAAACUAUCUCCUGGAAAAGGGAUUAGUUUUAAGAAAUCUAGUAGUAUGGUGUUGAUUGGAUUUGUUGAUAGUGACUGGGCAAAGUGUCUUAAGACCAGAAGGUCUGUUACAGGAUAUGGUAUUUUUUUAGGAGAAACUCUUAUUUCUUGGAAGAGUAAAAAACAAAAUGUGGUUUCUAGAUCUACUGCGGAAGCUGAGUACAGAGCUAUGUGCUCAGCUACCUGUGAAAUUAUGUGGAUUUUGAAUGUUUUAUCUGAGUUAAAAGUUGUAUGUAGUUUACCUGUUAAGCUGUACUGUGAUAGUAAAUCAGCAAUAUCUAUUUCUCAAAAUCCUGUAUUUCAUGAGCGAACUAAACAUUUUGAGCUGGAUUUACAUUUUUUAAGAGAAAAGAUAGCUGCUGGUAUUGUAGAACCUGAAAAAAUCAGUACAGAUAAGCAGGUUGCAGAUGUCUUUACAAAGGGCUUGAAUGCUGCCCAACAUCAGGCUCUUUGUGAAGAUCUUUGUCUUGAUAACAUGUUUGCCACAUGA
Molecule: messenger RNA, 1041 nt
Organism: Helianthus annuus (common sunflower)
Lineage: Eukaryota; Viridiplantae; Streptophyta; Magnoliopsida; Asterales; Asteraceae
Exons: 1
Coding region: 1-1041 (346 amino acids)
Source: RefSeq, a predicted model, not a curated record